Hemicordylus capensis (graceful crag lizard) is the source of this 3173-nucleotide messenger RNA. RefSeq names its product zinc finger MYND-type containing 10 (gene ZMYND10). NCBI's taxonomy places the organism in Eukaryota, Metazoa, Chordata, Lepidosauria, Squamata, Cordylidae. The record is from RefSeq and is a predicted model, not a curated record. The transcript is spliced from 12 exons. Gene Ontology annotation, biological process: motile cilium assembly; inner dynein arm assembly; outer dynein arm assembly. Bases 71 to 1429 code for a protein of 452 amino acids. Gene Ontology annotation, cellular component: centriolar satellite; cytoplasm.
CUGCAGCAGGUUCUCGUUUCCAUGGUGACGGCGCCGCGUCGGGCCUGGGUUCGCAUCAGAAGCCGCCCCCAUGGAGGAGUCGUUUCCCACCGUCUUGCUGCCCGGCGAAGCCGAAGCCUUGGUGCAGACACUGAAAGUUUUUCAGCUGAAGGAUAUCGGGGACCACGGGUGGCUGCGGCAACAUGAGUAUGUUGAGAAGCUGAAUAUGCAGGCUAUACUGAGUGCUUCUGCUGGGGAGGAGCAGUUGCUCACUGAGUUUCUGGUGAAUUAUGCCAAGGUCUCCACUCUCAUUGAGGAAUUGAUCACUGUGGAGAUCUGGAAGCAGAAGAUCUUCCCUAUAAUGUGCAGGCUAGAGGAUUUCAAACCAAAAAGCACCUUCCCCAUAUACCUAGUGCUGCGUCAUGAAGCUUCAAUUAUUAAUCUCUUGGAGACCGUGUUUUUUCACAAGGAAAUUUGUGAAUCAGCAGAAGAUACCAUUCUGGACUUGAUAGAUUAUACCCAUAGGAAGCUGACCCUUCUAGCAGCUCGAAAUGCCAGUGGGAAGAUACCACAUGAACAGAAGCUUCAGCCUGAGGAUCUGGCCAAUGCUUCAUCAAUGCAGGAGUUAAAGAAGCAAGCUGAAUUAAUGGAAUUUGAGAUCUCAUUGAGAGCCUUGUCUGUGUUCCGUUUCAUCACUGAUCAGAUAGAGAGUUUGCCUGUGAGUGCUGUAACAAGGAUGUUAAAUACCCACAACUUUCCAUGUCUUUUGGUACAGUUGGUAGAGCAUUGUCCAUGGAGCUGCCGGGAAGAAGGAAAGCUGAAGAAGUUUGAGAAUGGGGCAUGGUAUGUCGUGCCACAUGAAGACUGUGUCAAGAUGACUAAGUUGGACGGGCAAGUGUGGAUUGCUCUCUACAAUCUCCUCCUUAGCACAGAAUGCCAGCGCAAGUACAACUUCAACAACUUCAACAAAAGCCAGCUCCUGAAGCUUCGUGCCUUCCUGACUGAUGUCCUCAUUGACCAGUUCCCGAAUCUUGUGGAGAUGCAGAGAUUCCUAAGCCAUCUUGCUGUGAAUGAUCCUGCUCCACCCAAGAAAGAUCUUAUACUAGAGCAGGUUCCUGUAAUCUGGGACAGGGUUGUCAAAGAAAAUUCUGGGAAAUGGCAAGCAAUUACCAAGCAUCAGGUAAACACAUUUAGCCCUUCAGAGGAGGAGCUGAGAAGCCAGGCUUGCAGAUGGGCACAAACAUACAACCUAGAUGUGAUGGAAGCUCUGGUCCCAGACAAGCCAAAAUGUGGAAUGUGCGGGUCUGAGGCAGCAAAGCGCUGCUCUCAUUGCCGGAAUGAAUGGUAUUGCAGACGAGAGUGUCAGGUACAGCACUGGCAGAAGCACAAGAAAGCUUGCAACCUAAUGACAGAUGCCUUGAAGAAGAUACAGGAAGAUGUAAAGAUAUAGGCAAAGCCCACCAAGUAAUGCCCGUGGGCAGAAGAAUUUUCUCUUGUUCCUCCUUUGAUAAAUUAGCAAAAGUCAGAGUUUCAGAUUAGAAAAAAACCCCUCAGUUAACAGCAGACACAGGAAGCUGCUUGAUCUUUAGUUGUAAACAGAUCUCAGCCAAAUACAGCCUAGAAAGGAGGAACAUCACACUCAAAUCCUGGAAGAGCUCACGCUCUGAAAAGCUGAACCCACUUGGUAGAGAAACAUCCCUGAACUCACAAUUUUGUUGCCACAGACACCACAGGUGCUUUCCUCUCCUGGAGGCUAUGGUGAGUGUUGGGUGCUACAAAUUCUGUACUGGUGACUGAAAGCUGUUUAUUUCCAUACACAACAGCAACAAGUGCAAACAAAUACUGAAGAGACUUCUUGCGAAUUUGAUAGAGCUGUGUUUUGUUGUUACAAGGGUUGUUCUUACUUGUUCUAUCCAGCCUUUUAUAGAUCACCCUAGAUACUGCCUUAGACCAACCACAUGCCUACCCAGUCCCAUGACACUGAAACGAGCUAUAGUCUCUGCAACAGUGGAAUAAUUGCAGAAGUAAUGAAGCUGUCUUCUAAGACUUUUCUUCUUACAAACGAAUCCAUUGAUUACAGCUGCCCAUAGUGUCUGCUUUGAGAACAGAAACCUGAGCCUUAAUUUUAAAAAGUAUUUCUGGAGAAUUCUCAUCCGUAACCCAAACAGCUUAGAUCUCCUCUUCUGGAAUAUCUUCUGAGACAUUUCCCACACACUGUUCUAUGCUGUUGGAUAGUGUUGCUGUCAGAUCUUACUAUGCCUUCUUGCUUUGUCGUUUACUGAGAAAAAUCUUAAAGCACUAAAGAUCCCAUUCAGAGCCAGCCUGGUUUUCAGCACUAUGGAGUGUUCAGAAACCGUGAAUCCCUCCAACCCUCAGUUUUCUGUAUUUGUCACAGUUCCUGUAAAAUAUGAGGAAUGUAAAUGUAAUUUUGAAAUUACAGGUAUAUCCUGCAUAUCCAGGCCUCAAUCCAGAUAAUCAAUCAUGCUUCAGUCUUAGAACAAUUUGGCCUUAAGUUUCUAAAGGGCUAGCCACAUGUUACAUGCAGAUGUGUGUGACUGUAGCCCAGCAACCCUUUUGGAAGAACUGUUGCUGGAGAGGAUGAUUAUAAGCAGAAAGAAGAGGGGUUGCUUAACCAUUACCCUGCUCAAAUUGCUCCCACACAGCUUUUCCUCCAUUGGGUUUCAAAAGUGUGUUUGUAAGGGCUACCCUUACGCACACUUGUGUGCAACAUGUAGGUGUUUUUUUUAAUGCCAUGAAUUUCAGCAAUGUAUGCUUUGGUUUCAACAGGAUUUGAAAAACUAGUUUAUGCCAUUCUGUUUAUACAAUUGAUUUCAACAUAACAUAGGUCCAAUUAAUUAACUUUGGGUCAAGGCCUUGAUGUUUACAAGUCCUUUGCUGUGUCAAAAUAAUGUACAGGGGUUUUUUGUACUUAUGGAAGUAAGGGAGGUGAAGAAGGUUGACAGAGGCAGUGUGUUACAAACAUUCGCAUCUAGUUGCUGAAUUGUACAGCUUUACAUCAGCAGCACUGAGUGCUAAGCUGAGAAGGGGGAAAGGAUGUGGUCAAUUAAAGAAUUUCAGUUUGCUGAGCUGUAUGUUUUCACAGUUGAGUAUAACAUAUGACAUCUUCUUUACUGGUGAGAAAGUUGACUGUUGUUUUAUCCUUUUUUUGUUAUUAAAACUUAAACGAAAAACUU